AAGCUUCACUGGCCUGAGCAAGAGCUUGCUAAGAAGUCCAUUCUAAAUGCAGAAGCGUCCUUGAUCAUUGACAGCAAAAGAAGCAUUUCACAUUUAUCUCCUGGAAUACUGAAGGACAUUUUCACAACUGGAACCAGUAGUUACAAUGUCCUACUACAGAGCAAAGAGGAGAAAAAGCAUCAUUCACAAAAACAGCCUUCCUCUACCGGCUCCAAAAGAUGUAGAAAACCCAGCAAAUCUCCUAGCUCUUCACGUAGUAAAGACCUUCGCAAGAUGAAAGCCCCAGUGCCUGUAAUGAGCAGUAGUACUUGGUACUGCCUAGAAAGGCAGCCUGCUGUGUUUGUCACCAGUUCAGUGUCAAGUCCUGUAAAGUUUACUGAUCAUAUCUCUGUUACAGGAAACACCAUAGUACUGCCACCGAAACCCAAAAAUGAAAGAAAGGUGAAGCGACACCUUUUCUCCACACUUCCAAAGCCAAAGCCAAAGCCACAGCCUCUGCUGUCGAGAAGUUUUGAAAAAGGAGAUGAUUUUUCUGGAAAGAAAUUUUGUAUACUGACUGCUAUAAAGCCCACCAACUUGGAGAAAGAAAAACUGAGGUUCUUCAAGUCUGACUACACCUACAAUCCUCAGUUUGAGUAUGCUAAUCCCUCUCUGCCAAGCAUAUUGGCCAAGCACAGCAAUGCAUCUGAUCGAUUUCUUAAGCAGUCCAUCAAUAUUAUGGAACUGACUUUACAAAAGUACGGAAGUUAUGAAAAAUUUGAACAGGCCACCGGUGGUAGCCUGCUGUCUAAAACUCGAAUCUGGAGUCAUGUUAGGAAGUACAUGAUGAAAGAAGGCUGCAUGGGUGAGAUUGUAGUUCAUCUCACUGAGGACCUGCUUUCCAGAGCUUCCAUGACAGUAGUAAAUGGAUGUCCAACGUUGACCAUCAAUGUUUCCACUGCACGAGAGCACUGGCUGGAAGGAAUGCUGAGGCAUGAAAUAGGCACACAUUAUUUUCGAGGUAUUAACAACCUUCAGCAGCCAUGGAACAGUUGGACUGGCCGUAAAAAACUUGAACUAAAGCCAAACAACCCCACAGAGGAAGGACUGGCGAGUAUCCACAGUGUCCUGUUUAGAAAAGACCCCUUUUUAUGGAGGGCUGCCCUCCUCUACUACACUGUUUAUCGCGCCAGCCAGAUGUCUUUUUGUGAACUAUUCAGAGAUCUUGGACAGUUUGUCAAGGACCCCAAUACGAGAUGGGAUUAUUGUGUACGAGCCAAGAGGGGAUGGACUGAUACCUCUCAACCAGGGUGUUUCAGUAAAGACCAGGUAUACUUGGAUGGCAUCCUGCAAAUCCUCCGCUAUAGAGAGACCAUUGACUUCCAUCUUCUGACCACCCUGGGGAAGGUCUCUUAUGAAGAUGUGGAUCGCUUAAAAGGAUUGGCAGUUACUGAAAACAUGAGGAUUCCUCACUUUUUGCAGGACCAUAGCCGAUAUAUGGAGCACUUAGAGAAGAUCAUGGAAGUGAAUGAACUGACUGACAGGGAACUGAAAGACCUUAUAUGUUAA
Budorcas taxicolor (takin) is the source of this 1548-nucleotide messenger RNA. RefSeq names its product microtubule associated tyrosine carboxypeptidase 2 (gene MATCAP2). NCBI's taxonomy places the organism in Eukaryota, Metazoa, Chordata, Mammalia, Artiodactyla, Bovidae. The record is from RefSeq and is a predicted model, not a curated record. Bases 274 to 1548 code for a protein of 424 amino acids. The transcript has 6 exons.